Colletotrichum orchidophilum is the source of this 468-nucleotide messenger RNA. Its product is annotated as endoglucanase-4. The transcript is spliced from 2 exons. The coding region runs from base 1 to 468 and encodes 155 amino acids. The record is from RefSeq and is a predicted model, not a curated record. NCBI's taxonomy places the organism in Eukaryota, Fungi, Ascomycota, Sordariomycetes, Glomerellales, Glomerellaceae.
AUGAGGCGUUCAGCUGACCACUUACUACUCCAGGAAGGCGAUUCGCUUAAUGACAUUCAGCUCGACGCCACAAUGCCGGGUUCUGGCUUUGCACCUUCGUCUACCAUCGCGUCCCGUCGUUGCAGCAAAUUCAUCAACGUGACGAACGAGCUGGUUCAUGCGCCGGUUCCUGCUGGCGACACCAUUGACUUGCAAUGGCAAGGCUGGCCCAAAUCGCACCACGGCGCCGUCAUCACGUACCUCACAUUCUGCGGCAGCGACGCGGGGUCUUGCGAGUCCAUCAACAAGACAAAGUUGGCCUUCUUUGCCAUUGACAAGGUCGGAAUCGAUGAUCCAAAUGCGAAUGCCACGAGCUCCGCGACGGCGUGGGGUAUAUGGGCGAGCGACAUCCUCUUCCGGAACAAUGCGACCUGGGUGAUGCGGAUUGCGCCCACGAUUACACCAGGUUAUCGAUGUGCAGUUUGCUAG